AUGAGCGCAGCUGAGGAGGCGGCAGCGGCCAAGGCAGAGGUGGAGGUGGAGGCGUCGCCGGAGUUCACGGCGCGGGCAGCGCUGCAGCAGUACCACACCAACGUGCGCGCAAACAUGCUCGGCCGUGCCAUCGUGGAGUCCACCAAUCUCGCCGCCGCCGCGGUGGAGGAGCUCGCGCAGUCGCAUGCCCACACCGUGGAGCAGCUGAACGCGCAGGUUGCGGACCUGCAGCAGCAGCUGCUCGAGGCGGCCACGCUAAUUGAGAUGCUUGGUGGGCGCAUUGCCGGUGACGCAAAUGCGCCGUCACCCUCCGCCGUGCGGCAGUCGUUCACGCUGGACGUCUGCACCGCAUCGCGUGAGGGGGGCAGCGGCCAGCAGCACACCGAGGUGGAGGGGAGCCGGCUGACAGUGGUGCAGGAUGAGCAGCGCCAACCAGACGACGAGGAGGAACAGAAACAUAAGCAGCGGCAUCCUUCGACCGUAGAAGAGGCCGCUUCCGACGCGUUUGCGACGGCGCAUAGUGGAAGCCGCUGCACCGGUCAGACACUCCUGGCUGAAGGCGAAGUGGCCCACUCCGCGCUCUUCGCAGAGGCUCUUCAGGACCGCGGAACGUUGAAGCUGCAGCAACAGCAGCAGGCUAUGAUGGUGACACAAAUAAAGGAGCUGACGGCGCUGCUGGCAAAGGUGGUGAAGGAGAACUCUACGUACCGCCAAGAACUACAGCUGUUGCGCGCCACGACUGUUCCGGUGGAGGAACACCGGCAGCUUCUCGCUGAGCGCGACGCUCUCGAGCAGGAGUAUGGCUCUGUCAAGGUGGAGUUGCUGCGGUUAGAAGAUGAACUCCAAUCAGCCUUGGGUGCCGCUCCCUUACAGCAGCAGAGUCGGCAGGAAGUGUUGAAGGCUCCUGAUCUAGCCCUUCUACAUGAGGGCGCAACAGCGUUGCAACAGGCAUCUGCGCCUUCGCAGCAGGAGGAGCCGGAGUCGUUGCCGAUAGACGUCACGCACGCCUCCACCGCAACAGAGGGGAUGUUCCACCCGGCCCGAAGCCACAUCGAUGACAGCACAACCCACACGGCCAGCGGUUUCGGUGAUGAAGAUUUGCAGCACGUGGGUCUCUGGAAGACGGCGAUUCGCGAGCUCGAGCAACAGGCAACCCUUGCGGCAUCGCAGCUCUCCGCUGCAGAACAUCUACGGGAGGCAGAAGGACGCAUUGAGGAGCUGCAAACACUCAACGAUGAACUCCGCGCGUCUCUGACGCAAUUGGAGACGGAGGAUGAGUGUGUGCGGCAGGACUGCCAGCAGCUGACGUUCCGAAACGGUGUUUUGUCUCAGCAAGUAGCCUCCCUGCUGGUGCGGGUGGAGCGACAGCGCCGCGCAUUAGAGCGACGGGAGCAACAGCCGCAGUGGAGAGAGGCCGAGCAGGAUGAAGAGUCUGUGUCAGACACAGAGGUGCUUCUUGAAGGUGAAGAGCCCUCGCAGCCGCGGGGUGGCUGCCGUGUACCACGGGGACGCGUGGCGUCAGCUGCACAGGCGCUUCUUGAGCACCGCAGUUCCGUGUCGGCGCGCACCCCAGCAGCAGCAACCGCAACAACGGCAGAUGGUCUCAGUGAUUUGCUGGAUGUUUCGCUGCGGCCCAGUGGGCCGCUUGAGAUCGAGGGCGGUGUGCGGACAGGCCUCGGCGUGUUCGCAUGCCCAGUGCGUCGCUCGCUGCAGCUGCGCAACAUGGGCUCGCCGCCCGUUGAGGCGGAACUCACCCGUGUGCCGCGGCUGCCUGCGGCCGACCAGCUCAGUGGCGUGGCGCUGGGGCGGCCGUCGUACUACGCGACGCUGAACCCCGCGCGCCCCACCGUGGUGGACCGCAGCGGUGUCAAGGAGAGCGACAGCGGGAGCAGCAGGAACGGGGGCCGAAAGGGCUUGCUGGGCUCCGCCACAACGACGUGGAUCGUCAGCGAGGAUGCGGAGGAGAACAGGCGGUUCCUCGAGCUCCUCCGCGAGGAUGAGAAUCUCGAUCGCUACUCUAUCAACUCAGUGGCAGAGUUGCUGCAACGUAAUCAGGAGUUGCUUCAGCAGCUGUACGCGGCCACGCAGCGCGCCGAUCUCGCAGCGGAGCGGCUGUACCGACUUGAAGGAAGCCGCGCUACAUCUGACACGGAGGCCGCACAGCCGCAAUUCAGGGUCUGUCGUAAGCGCAGGCGGGAGGAAUGGACAGAGUCGGACGGACAGCAGCCGCAAGAGGGGCAGAGCAGCAGCGGUUCGGCGGGUUACGCAUCGCGGGAAAGCGCACUCAACGACGGGAACGUCUACAGCCGGACCUCCGCCUCUCUGUCAAAGAAACAAGAACAGGCCGUGGAGGAAGAAGAGGAGGGGGAGAUGGCGGAACAAGAAGAAGAAGCGGGUCAUGGUGGGUUGUUGCUUCCUGUGGCUGCGAAUGAUGAACGCUACGCACAAUUGGAAACACACGUCGACGAGCACAUUAACGCCGUGCUGCGGAAACACGAGGCGCAGCUGACACUCACCGACAAUAGGCUGGCCGCGUCCCUCCUUCGCAUAAUGGAGUUGGCCCGCAGCAGCGGCAGCAAUGAAGAAGAAGCUGUGGCGAGCACCAUGAAGGACGCUGUCAUCACAUCCCUCGUGCGUGUCUGCACCGAGCAGGGGGUGCGUGCGGCGAGUCAGGCCAUCGCCCUCGCCGCGGCGCAGGAGUCGGGGCAGGCGGAGAUGAUGCGUGAGUGCUGGACGGAGGCGCAGGGCGUCCUGCUGCGCACCGCC
Trypanosoma grayi is the source of this 2766-nucleotide messenger RNA. RefSeq lists its product as hypothetical. The transcript has a single exon. NCBI's taxonomy places the organism in Eukaryota, Euglenozoa, Kinetoplastea, Trypanosomatida, Trypanosomatidae. The record is from RefSeq and is a predicted model, not a curated record. The annotation marks the transcript as partial.